Messenger RNA from Ustilago hordei, 810 nucleotides. Its product is annotated as putative nuclear cap binding protein subunit 2. The coding region runs from base 1 to 810 and encodes 269 amino acids. Gene Ontology annotation, biological process: mRNA cis splicing, via spliceosome. The transcript is spliced from 3 exons. NCBI's taxonomy places the organism in Eukaryota, Fungi, Basidiomycota, Ustilaginomycetes, Ustilaginales, Ustilaginaceae. Gene Ontology annotation, cellular component: nuclear cap binding complex. Gene Ontology annotation, molecular function: RNA cap binding. The record is from RefSeq and is a predicted model, not a curated record.
AUGUCGCACAUCUUGGAGCCUUUAGACGCUCCCUCAUCUUAUCGAGACUCGCGUUCAGCGGCUUCCAAAGCAGAACAACACGCGCAACUUCGUGCCACCUCCACCCUCUACCUCGGCAACCUCUCAUUCUACACCACCGAGGAACAGAUCUAUGAGGUGUUCGGUCGCGUUGCGUCCCUUUCCACCGGCGGCGGCAUCAAACGUAUCAUUAUGGGUCUCGAUCGUUACGCUAAAACCCCCUGCGGUUUUGCUUUUGUCGAAUUCUACACCCAUGCAGAAGCGGUAGACUGCAUGCGUUACGUCUCAGGCACAAAACUCGACGAGCGCGUGAUCCGAUGCGAUCUCGAUCCAGGCUACAAGGAGGGAAGACAGUACGGUAGAGGAAGGAGCGGUGGUCAGGUGAGAGAUGAAUACAGACAAGAGUACGAUGCAGGAAGAGGUGGAUGGGGACAUAACAGGCUGAAAGAGGAAGAGGAGAGAAAGAGGAUGGAAGCAGAGCAGGCGAGGAGGUUGGAGAGAGAACAGUUGUAUCAGGAAACGGCAGGGAUGGAUAUGGGUGGUGGUGGAAUGGUGCCGACCGGUGCAGAGCAUAUGUAUAGUGAAUUGGAGGGUGAUGCGAGAGGGCAUGACGGUGCCAUGUCAGGUGCGGGAGCGGCGGGGUGGGAUGAGGAUGGGAGGGGAGGUGUUGGGGGGUUGGCUCAGGGUGCGAAGAGGGAGAGGAGUUACGAUGAUGAGGAGGAUCAGGAGCUUUAUGGGCAUUCUGAAAAGAACCCGAGGUUUAGAGAUAAUGACGAUGCAGAAGAAGUCUAA